CCGUUCUCCUGUGUUUUUCGGGUCUUAACUCUUCAAACUUCAACUCAUUUCAACAAUGCGAAUAUCAAAACGUUUAACUUCUGGUGAAUUGUAACUAUUGGUAAUUUCAGCUAUUAUACUUUUUGGAAUCAUUUAAACUUAAAUACACUGUAAUUCUUCAGAAUUCAGCAAAAAUUUUGUGCUCCUGGUUUUCUCUGUCGUGGAAAAAAUACUAUUUCCAAGCAGUUCAGGCAAAAUCACUCAGUCAGGUUUAUUCGUAUAUUGUACACAAUACAGAGAGCUCAUAGACAAUCAGUAAUAAAGUUCCCCCCUCAUAACUUUGUCAAAUAAAGAGAAAAUGCUGCCAAACUUACAUGAUUUAUUGUUGGUGAUGAGAGGAAUAAACACAGUUAAAGACUCGGUGAAUUAAUUUGUUCCCAUGUUAUGAAGGGGGAACGGAUUAUUUCAAGCAGCUGAAAUAUCCAUUCUCUCCUCUCCUCCUCCCAUAACUUUGGGGAAUAAAGAGCAACUGUUUCCAAAUUCUCAAAAAUUGUUAUGUGCGAUAGCAUGUAGUAGCCUAUACUAGAAAUUUCCUUAAUCCAGUAAUCUGUCAUAUUUUACAUUGGAACAGGAUUUACCAGAAAGUCUACACUCUCAUCUUUUCAGGAAGUCUUAAUUUUUGUGCCUUAUCAGCCAGCUACCAUCCUCUUAUAUCAGCAAUGAAAAACUAUAAAUACAUACAUGUUGGAAAAUUGUGUUUGGUGACUGACAUUUAUUUCUGUCAGGCUGAAGUGACAAAAGUUGGAGAAAGACCGAUUCUCUUGGCAUUUAAAAUAACACAAAACAGCGUAAAAAGACCUCGUUUAUUUAAUUACUUUACAAUUUUGUAAACAACAGCUGCCGGUUAAACUAAAUGUUACAACCUUGACAUGAUUACCUGAGUUCUUUUUACUGAUAAAUCGAUCAGAAGCGCCGUGAAAAUGAUCACAUCCGCCUCCCUGGCUGCAAUGCGCGCCCCCGACACAGGGGGACAGAAUUUCGCACAAGAACUCUCUGGUUCUGACGCAGCUGUAGAAAACAACUUCCAACCUUCUACAUGAAACCCAAAUAGUUCUUUUGGUGAGAAUUCAUAAGCAUUUCAUUUAACAUGACUAGCAGAUGUGACCUUAUUGUAAUUUUUCCAUGAUACAGUUUACUAGUCUGCCUACUCCAUUCAAAAUGUUAAGCUGUCUUGAAUUGAAUCGGCUUUUUCCAUCUCCUAUGGUUUCUCUAUAAUCAUAAUUUAAGCUUAAACAUGGCCGUUGUUUGGGCUUCGUCAUCUUUAGUGCCCAUGGAAGAUAUUUCCAGACAAAUCUGCUAUUUUGAAAUCAUGAUUCAAAAUAGCAGAAUCAUGAUUCUGCUAUCUCCAUCUGUACUCGCCCGGUGCAGAUGGAGUUCUUCCGUCCUGAAGUUUUCCUGACCAUUUUAAUUCUGAGCUCAACCAUCAAUGCAAGAAAAUGUCCCAAACCAUGCCGCUGUGACGACGCCAAACGAACAGUGGCCUGCAUCGGCAAAAACUUAACGGAGUUUCCCCUGGGAGUAUAUGAGACUGACGCCCACCAAGUCUCCUGUGAGAGCCGUGGUCUUAACAAAGUCCCUCGGGGCUUCCCACCCGGGACGCAGUUGCUCAAUCUCCGUGGCAACCGCUUCCAUUUCAUCCCCGCCAGAAGCUUCCCGGGCACUGGCCAAGUUGUGUCUCUGUACCUGGACUUCUGCAAAAUCCACAAAAUCGAAGCUGGGGCCUUCCGUGGAAUGAGGAACCUGGUGUAUUUGUACCUGUCUGACAACGACCUCACGUCUUUGGAGCCCAAAGCUUUGGCUGGACUCCGAAACCUCGUCUAUCUUCACCUGGAGGGGAACCGGCUGGCACAAUUCCCCGGAGCAGCUCUGUCACUCGUACUGAAUUUGUCCGUCUUGCAUCUGGAGCGAAACGCCAUCUCGAAACUGGAGCCUGCUGGCUUACUGUCCUCAGCUGCUCCGUCGCUGAUGAAGCUCUAUUUAAGGAGUAACGCCAUCGAUGGAAUCGCCAAAGGCGCCCUGAACUCUGCAAACAUCGAAACGCUCCACCUGGAUUCAAACCGGCUGACCCGGGUGCCGUCCGACGCUCUGACUGACACGCCGAACCUGACGGAGCUGAGCCUGUCUCGAAACCCGGUCCAGUGGCUCGGACCCGGGACCUUCCAGGAGAUGUCGCACCGUCUUCAGAGGCUUUACAUGAAUCAGAUGGGGAUGGAAGAGAUGCCGAAAGAGGCUCUGCUGGGCCUGGGUCCACGUCUGAAAGUUCUGACCGUGAGAGGAAACCAGCUGAAGACGCUUCCGGACCUGAGCCCGCUCAGCGGCCUCGAGAUGAUCGACCUGCGGGACAACCCUCUGAUCUGUGACCUGCUGGCCCUGCGAAGGUGGAUGGAGAGAGUGAAGCUGGACGUUUUAGCAACAUGUCGUCACCCUCUAGAGCUAAAAGGUCAGAAGGUGAUGGACACCAACGGGUUUGCAACCUGUCCAGAAAGCACAACUUCUCCGACUGAGGCGGAUCCUGUAGGACCCACAGCUGCAAGACUUAAAUCCACCAGAGCGAAGCAGGAGGCCAGAAAAGCUCAAACCACCCAGUGAAACAUCAGUAGGUCAAAGAACAAGAAGAUGAACAAAACAAGGGGAGGGAAUUGAGUUUGUGGGGUUUUUUUUAGUAUCAAUACACAAUACACUAAAGUAAUUACUUUAGUGUUUAACCAUAAAGUAACUUUUGUUUCACUCAAAUGGAAACACAUGCAGUACAUGGUUGGGUAGAGGUCAAAAUGCACUAUGAAUAUUUAUUUCCGGUCAUAUCUUUAUCUUGAGAAGAGACCCGGUUUUCUUUAUCUGUCGUUGACAUAUUUUGUUGGACUUUUGCUGUCAAAAUAUGUCAAAGGUGUGGAAAGUAAUUACAUUCAGUCGUGUUCCUGUAACCAAGUGCAAUCUGUUUGUACACUGGACUCUUUUGAAGUUGUGUAGAAAACUUGAACUUUUACUUGUUUGCUUUGAUUAAAGUAUUUUAUUCAGCUACGUUUUAAAUAAUAUCCGUUAAAGAGUAAAAAUACAUGUAAAAAGACUGCAAUGAUUCUUCAGCACCAUGACCUUGUAAACACUGAAUAAUAUUUUAAAAUGACACCUACUACCUCUCAAGCAUGACGUCCUGUGCUAACAUGGUUCGAUUUGAGCCAAAUUUUUAUUUAUAAAGUUCAUAAUUUAAUCAAAAGCUGUUUGAUACUGACAUGUACUAUUUUUCCUUUGUGAAAUCCAUCUGUGGAACUUUCUUCUGCUGAUAAAAGAGUACAUUUUUCUUAAAAUAAAAUUGUAUUGAGGAUUAUUUUUUGCUCUUAUUUGUGUAAAUUUUUACACUUGGUAACUUGUAUUUAAGUAAUAUUCUGUACUCUUUCAACCUAUUUUUUUCACUUUGAAUGCUGAGUCUGGUUCUCUUUCAACAAUGACCCCCCGUCUUUUCCUCAAAGAUGGGGGCCAAAUGUUUACUAAUGCUUACUAAUGUUGAGAGCUUCCUCUGUCUUGUGCCUCUUGUGAGAUCAUCCAUCAAACACACACCAAGGAGAAUAAAAAGU
Molecule: messenger RNA, 3608 nt
Organism: Gambusia affinis (western mosquitofish)
Lineage: Eukaryota; Metazoa; Chordata; Actinopteri; Cyprinodontiformes; Poeciliidae
Gene: chadla
Product: chondroadherin-like a
Exons: 5
Coding region: 1408-2628 (406 amino acids)
Cellular component (GO): extracellular matrix
Molecular function (GO): protein binding
Source: RefSeq, a predicted model, not a curated record